AUGGCCAGCUCUAUCCGCUCUAUCAAGUCGCUUGUUCCCCUUCUCGACCGGGUUCUGGUCCAGCGCGUGAAGGCCGAGGCCAAGACCGCUAGCGGCAUCUUCCUGCCCGAGUCCAGCGUCAAGGACCUGAACGAGGCUCGCGUGCUGGCAGUCGGCCCGGGUGCGCUCGAUAAGGAAGGCAAGCGGACACCAAUGGGUGUCUCGGCCGGCGACAAGGUGUUGAUCCCCCAGUUCGGCGGCAGCCCGGUCAAAGUCGGCGAGGACGAGUACCACCUCUUCCGCGACAGCGACAUCCUGGCUAAGAUCAACGAGUAA
Molecule: messenger RNA, 315 nt
Organism: Grosmannia clavigera kw1407
Lineage: Eukaryota; Fungi; Ascomycota; Sordariomycetes; Ophiostomatales; Ophiostomataceae
Product: heat shock protein
Exons: 3
Coding region: 1-315 (104 amino acids)
Cellular component (GO): mitochondrial matrix
Molecular function (GO): protein-folding chaperone binding; ATP binding; protein folding chaperone
Source: RefSeq, a predicted model, not a curated record